Messenger RNA from Scomber japonicus (chub mackerel), 3694 nucleotides. RefSeq names its product dynactin 1b (gene dctn1b). The transcript has 26 exons. Gene Ontology annotation, cellular component: axon; microtubule associated complex; spindle pole. The record is from RefSeq and is a predicted model, not a curated record. NCBI's taxonomy places the organism in Eukaryota, Metazoa, Chordata, Actinopteri, Scombriformes, Scombridae. Bases 4 to 3690 code for a protein of 1228 amino acids. Gene Ontology annotation, biological process: establishment of mitotic spindle orientation; nuclear migration.
AGGAUGAGCUCGGACGGGGGCGGGCGGCCCGUCAAGGUGGGCUCCCUGGUGGAGGUGAUCGGGAAGGGGCAGCGCGGCACGGUGGCCUACAUCGGCAACACGCUCUUCGCCUCUGGGAAGUGGGUCGGAGUCAUUCUGGACGAGGCCAAGGGCAAGAAUGAUGGCACGGUGCAAGGCAAGCGCUACUUCACCUGCGAGGAGAAUCACGGGAUAUUUGUGAGGCAGUCACAGAUCCAGCUGGUUGAUGAUGGAGCAGACACAACGUCCCCAGAGACACCUGAGCCCGGCACCGGCAAGGUUCCCAGACGAGAGAUCCUGGAGACGCCCAAGUCCACUAAACUGCAACCCAGCCGAACUGCAGGCACCGUUGGGAAAGGGGCCGCGUCCGGUUCGGCCUCGGCCUCGGCCGGUGAGAUUAGCAGCAGCGAGCCCAGCACGCCGGCCCAGACUCCUCUGGCUGCACCCGUCAUCCCCACCCUCCACUCACCUGGAAACCCUCCGCCCCCUGUCCCCAGCAAGGAGGAGGAGGCGCUGCGCUCUCAGGUGAAGGACCUGGAGGAGAAGCUGGAGACGCUGAAGAUGAAGCGGACGGAGGACAAAGCCAAGCUGAAGGAGCUGGAGAAGCACAAGAUCCAGCUGGAGCAGCUGCAGGAAUGGAAGACCAAGAUGCAGGAGCAGCAGGCCGAGCUGCAGAAACAACUCAAAGAGGCUAAAAGGGAGGCUAAAGAAGCGCUGGAGGCCAAGGAGCACUACAUGGAGGAGAUGUCGGACACUGCAGAUGCAAUCGAGAUGGCCACGCUGGAUAAAGAGAUGGCCGAGGAGCGGGCGGAGUCUCUGCAGCUGGAGGUCGACUCCCUGAAGGAGAGAGUGGACGAGCUCACCAUGGACCUGGAGAUCCUCAAGCACGAGAUCGAGGAGAAAGGUUCGGAUGGAGCCGCCUCCAGUUACCAUGUCAAACAGCUGGAGGAGCAGAACGGCAGACUGAAGGAAGCGCUGGUCAGGAUGCGUGAUCUGUCUGCGUCGGAGAAACAGGAACACGUGAAGUUGCAGAAGCAGAUGGAGAAGAAGAACGUGGAGCUGGACGCUUUGAGGGCCCAGAAAGAAAAACUGCAGGAAGAGAUGACGGUGGCAGAAAAGACCAUCGACGAGCUGAAAGAACAGGUGGAUGCAGCUUUAGGGGCGGAGGAGAUGGUGGAGAUGCUGACUGAGAGGAAUCUGGACCUGGAGGAGAAAGUUAGAGAGCUGAGAGAGACGGUGACAGAUCUGGAAGCCAUCAACGAGAUGAACGACGAGCUGCAGGAGAACGCCAGAGAGACGGAGCUGGAGCUGAGGGAGAUGUUGGAUCUCGGCGCGGCGAAAGUCAGAGAGUCGGAGAAACGAGUGGAAGCUGCGCAGGAGACCGUCGCCGACUACCAGCAGACCAUCAAGAAGUACCGAGAGCUCACGGCUCACCUGCAGGAGGUGAACAGAGAGCUGACGAGCCAGCAGGAAGCCUCCGCAGAGCUGCAGCAGCAACCGCCAGCUGAGAUGUUUGAUUUCAAGAUUAAGUUUGCUGAGACGAAGGCCUACGCCAAGGCCAUCGAGAUGGAGCUGAGGAAGAUGGAGGUGGGUCAGGCUAACAGACACGUUUCUCUCCUGACGUCUUUCAUGCCGGAGUCCUUCCUCCGUCACGGCGGAGACCACGACUGCAUCCUGGUGCUGCUGCUCAUGCCCAGACUGAUCUGCAAGGCCGAGCUGAUCAGCAAACAGGCUCAGGAGAAGUUUGACCUGAAUGAGAACUGCGUGGAGAGAACGGGGCUGAAGGGAGCCAUCGGGGAGCAGCUGAGCUUCGCCGGCGGCCUCGUCUACUCGCUGAGUCUCCUGCAGGCCACGCUCCACAAAUACGAGCAGGCUCUGGCUCAGUGCAGCGUGGACGUCUAUAAGAAGAUCGGCGCUCUGUAUCCGGAGAUGAGCGUCCACGAACGUUCGCUGGAUUUCCUCAUCGACCUGCUGCACAAAGACCAGCUGGACGAGACCGUCAACGUGGAGCCGCUCACCAAGGCCAUCAAAUACUAUCAGCAUCUGUACAGCAUCCACCUGGCAGACCAGAACGAGGAAUGCACCAUGCAGCUGGCCGACCACAUCAGAUUCACUCAGAGUGCGUUGGACUGCAUGGCGGUGGAGGUGGGCCGUCUGCGGGCGUUCCUGCACGCCGGUCAGGAGAAGGCGGACCUGGCCGUGCUGCUGAAGGAUCUGGAGACUUCCUGCAGCGACAUCCGUCAGUUCUGCAAGAAGAUCCGUCGCAGAAUGCCGGGAACCGACGCUCCAGGCAUCCCGUCAGCGCUCAGCUUCGGACAGCCGGUGUCUGACACACUGUCAGACUGCAGGAAACACCUGACCUGGGUGGUGGCGGUGCUGCAGGAAGUGGCGGCCGCCGGAGCUCAGAUGAUGUCACCUCUCGGAGAACAGGAGGGGCUGGCGGCUGUCAAACUGGAGGAUGUGGCGUUCAAGGCAGGAGAACAGAUUUAUGGACUCCAGGGUGCAAACCCCUACGAGUAUCUGCGACAGUCCUGUUGCAUCGUCAUAACAACCAUGAACAAGAUGGCCACCGCCAUGCAGGAGGGCGAGUACGACUCAGAGAGGCCUCAGAGCCAGAACCCGCCACCUGUGGAGGUGCGGGCGGCGGCUCUUCGGGCAGAAAUCACAGACGCAGAAGGUUUGGGUAUGAAGCUGGAGGACAGAGAGACGGUCAUCAAAGAGCUGAAGAAGUCUCUCAAGAUUAAGGGAGAAGAGUUGAGCGAAGCGAACGUCCGCCUCAGUCUGCUGGAGAAGAAGCUCGACAGUUCAUCCAAAGACGCUGAUGAACGUGUGGAGAAGAUCCAGACACAGCUGGACGAGGCUCAGACGCUGCUGAAGAAGAAAGAGAAGGAGUUCGAGGAGACGAUGGACGCUCUGCAGGCCGACAUCGACCAGCUGGAGUCGGAGAAGGCGGAGCUGAAGCAGAGAAUCAACAGCCAAUCAAAGAUGACCAUCGACGGGCUGAGAGGAAACGGCCCGUCAGGAAUCGCUUCCAUAGUUACGGGAGUGGCAGGAGCGAACAUGAUGUCCACUGUGGGUUCAGGUUCGGGCGUCCAGGUGAUCGACUCUCCGCUGCUGACUCAGCAGAUCGAAGCACAGCGACUCUGCAUCAAACACCUGAAGAACGAUAACAACAGGCUGAAGGCUGAGAAGAUGCGCUCCCAGCUGGCGUCUCUGCCUCCUCUCCACGUCACCAAACUUCCCUCCAAAGAUGGAGGCCGUCCUGAGGUGACCUCCAGCGCUCUCUACCGUAAGACGGACCAGCUGCUGGAGACUCUGCUGCAGAUGAGCGCCAACGUGAAGGUGGUCGACAUCACAGGGAAGUCUCCAGUGACGCCCAGCGCUCAGCUACUGGAGCAGACGGCUAGAUUACAGUCUCUGAACGACACUCUGGACAGACUCAAGGGUGAAGUAGCGGAGCACGUCGUCAACCACCAACCUGGAGCUCGAGUCUCGUCCGACUUCGCCACGUUUCCUUCGACUUCGUUUGUAAAGGCGAAGGAGGAGAAGCAGGGCGACACGGUGCUGGUGGGUCGGGUCAUGGUGCCGUGUUCCCGCGGUCAGGAGCAGGUCCACCGCCUCGUCCUGUCCCAGUUACAGCUGCAGAGAGUUCACAGUCUGCUGCGGACCUGAACCU